This is a messenger RNA of Vanrija pseudolonga, 2680 nucleotides long. It is a transcript of the gene sck1, whose product is annotated as Serine/threonine-protein kinase sck1. Gene Ontology annotation, molecular function: ATP binding; protein serine/threonine kinase activity. NCBI's taxonomy places the organism in Eukaryota, Fungi, Basidiomycota, Tremellomycetes, Trichosporonales, Trichosporonaceae. Gene Ontology annotation, biological process: protein phosphorylation. The record is from RefSeq and is a predicted model, not a curated record. The transcript has 6 exons. Gene Ontology annotation, cellular component: nucleus; cytoplasm. Bases 293 to 2680 code for a protein of 795 amino acids.
CCCACCUCCUCGCAUCACUGUUCACUACUCUCAAGCAAGCACAAGCAACAGCAUCUCAUCUCGCCCUUGUUCAUCCCACUCUCCCCCCUCCAACCCCAUCCGAGGUUACAUCAACCCCGCACCCCCCACCAUCAAGCGUCUAACCUCCCAUCGCUCUUUGGCCUCUCCGGCGUGCACCGACCUCGACUUCUAUCGGCUUCUUCCAACACCCGGAAGUCUUUGCAUCGUUAUCGCUCAAACUUUGUACUCUUAGCAACACAUAGCUGCAUAGCCAGCAUCCCUAGGCUUUGUCAUGCUCAAAGGUGUAAAGCAGCUCUGGCCAUCGUCCGCCGCACCCUCCACGGGCCAGCCAACCAAGGAGAACGCUUCCCCGGCAAUCUCUCCGUCUGGCUCGUACUUUGCCGGAGGCCCCAUCGACCAGGCCACGCCGCGUGCGAGCAAUCAGCCCAAUCCAUUUGACGCUCCGCCCCAGGACCCGGGCCUGUCCUCUGGAUCUCCCGCACCAACCUUGUCCAAGGCGACGUCUGCGCUCUCCUUGUACGGUCCCGGGUCGCCUGCUGGUGGCCCCAACGGCAUUCGCACACCCACAUCGCACGGGUUUGGACCGAUUGGCACUCCUGGAGCCGCGCCAGCCACAACCGCAGUGACCGUCGGCGACACGCUCGACGGUGUCAGCGGCAUGGGCUUCGGCCUCCACGAGCCUCCAAAGCUCCUCAAGACGAAUCCUGGUGGAACUCGCACCCCGCAGGCUGAUGGCUCGUCGACUCCCGUCAACGAGACGGCCGAUGGCCAGAGUGGCUCGUCGGGCUCCAUUCGCGGUACCCUCAACGUCAAGCUCAUCCAGGCUCGUGGCCUCAACGUUCAGCCCAACACGGACGCGCAGCCCUAUGUCGUCAUGCAGUUUGAGCAAAACGAGUUUGUGUCGCGCACACCGCAUGCGGUGUCCACGCCAGCGGCUGUCCCCUUCACACAGUCGCAGCCACAGCCACUUGGCCGCACUGCGUCAGGCGGCCUCGGCUCCAUUACACGGGCAUUUGCCGAUGCCAUGGGGCGCAAGCGACCCGAGCCCAGCGGCGCGCAGACACCCAAGGCCGAAGACCCCCACCAGCAGCAGCAGCAGCAGUCGUCUUGGCUCGGCAGGCCUGGACCUGGUGAUCCGAUUUGGAAGGAAGAAGUCACCUUUGACCUGACGCAGACGUCGUCGGUUCUUCUCUUAUCGGUGUAUGACCGCAACAAGGCCGGCGAAGGUUUCCUGGGCAUGCUGCAAAUCAAGCCCGUUCUCAAGGACGGCUACACUCUUGACCAGUGGUACAAGCUCGGUGUGCGUGGCAACGAGGCCGUGUCUGGUGAAGUUUGGAUCCAGAUCACGUUCACUGCCAUCCGGAACAAGAUCCACUUAAAGCCGUCCGACUUUGAGUUCCUCAAGCUCAUCGGCCGUGGCACUUUCGGCCGUGUCUUCCAGGUCCGCAAGAAGGACACGAAGCGUAUCUACGCCAUGAAGGUUCUCUCCAAGAAGGAAAUCGUCGCCAAGAAGGAGGUCGCCCACACCAUUGGCGAGCGCAAGAUUCUCCAGCGCUCGCUCGAGUGCCCCUUCCUCGUCGGCCUCAAGUUCUCCUUCCAGACCGAGAAGGAGCUCUACUUUGUCACCGACUACAAGUGUGGUGGAGAGCUCUUCUGGCAUCUCCAGAAGGAGGGCCGCUUCUCCGAGGACCGUGCGCGGUUCUACAUUGCUGAGCUCGUGCUGGCCCUCGAGCACCUCCACAAGUACAACAUUGUGUACCGUGACCUCAAGCCCGAGAACAUCCUUCUCGACGCCACAGGCCACAUUGCGCUUUGCGACUUUGGUCUGUCCAAGCCGGACCUGACCAACGACCAGCUUACCAACACGUUCUGUGGCACGACCGAGUACCUCGCCCCCGAGGUUCUUCUCGACGAGAAAGGCUACGGCAAGCACGUCGACUUUUGGUCGCUCGGUGUGCUCCUGUUCGAGAUGUGCUGCGGCUGGAGUCCAUUCUACGCCGAGCAGACCCAGGAGAUGUACCGUCUCAUCUGCUACGGCAAGAUCCGAUUCCCCAAGCACGUCAUCGGCGACGAUGGCAAGCAGUUUGUCAAGGGCCUUCUCAACAGGAACCCCCAGAACCGCCUCGGUGCCAAGCGCGGUGCUGCCGAGCUCAAGGAGCACCCCUUCUUCAAGUCGAUCGACUGGGACCUGUUGUACAAGAAGCAGAUCACGCCCCCAUUCAAGCCCAUUGUCGACUCUGACGAGAGUGUGGCAAACUUUGACCCCGAGUUCACGAACUCGUCUCUUGCCGACGCCGGCAUCGACAUCAAUGACGCCGACUACAACCCGCAAGCGAGGCAUCAGUUCGUUGGCCCCGGUGGCAGUCUCUCCAAGCCCUCGUACAUGGGCCAGGCAGCUGGCAUGGCCAUCAAGCCCCAAAGAUCUCCAAACCAGCCCAUCAACGGCUCUCCUCUCACGAGCUCUGUUCAGGAGAACUUUAGAGGGUUUACAUACACCGGCGAGUCUCUCAUGCCAAUGUCGCUCUUGGGCGAGCACCUCAUGGAGGACGUCGAAGAGGACAAUGAGAACGCGGUCGAUGACGAUGACGACGAGUACUCUGAUGAGGACGACAUGGAGGGGCAGCGUACCCGUCGACAGAGCGAUGUCGACAUGGAAUAG